CUCACCGGGAGAGAGAGAGCUCGUCGACUGUCCGACGUGGCAGAACUCUUCCCCCUCAACUCUCUCUCUGGCCAACUUAUAUUCAUUCUUUUCCUCUUGAUAAUACAAAGCUAAUUCUCUCUUCUUCGGGUAUACAUUGAUUCUGCUUGACCUUUCCUCUCUCCCUCUUCCUCUAUCUACAUGUUUGAUUUCGGUCUCUCCAUCUUCACCCUUUAAUUCUGCGACUCUUUGGAUCUCUCUCCCAUAUUGCUUUUAUUCGGGUUUUCUUGACUGCUGAUUCUUGGCAUAACCUGAAUCCUAUUUUUGUUCUUUACCUUAACAUUACACCUCCUUCAACCAUUUCACAAUCUUUAUUUACCCUUCCCUACAAACAACGUCUUCAUCUUUCCCUCUCUUUCGCCUUGGAAAAGUUUUCUCCAAAGUUCUUGGACAUCAACAUGUUCGACGGAAUCUUAAAGUCCAAAUUCUACUCGAAAUGCAAAUCGAAUCUAAAGCUGGUAAAUACUCGGCUUGAGGGGAUAAUGAAGAAGAGGAAAGCGGUGCAGAAGUAUUUGAAGAAUGAUAUUGCUGAUCUUCUCAGGAGUGGCCUUGACAUCAAUGCCUAUGGCAGGGCUGAAGGGCUUCUAGUCGAGCAAAACAUGUCAACCUGUUACGAAUUCAUUGAGAAGCUCUGUGGGUGUAUCUCCAGUCAUCUCUCCGUCAUGCACAAACAGAGGGAUUGCCCUGAGGAGUGUAAAGAAGCUGUAGCAUCUUUGAUAUAUGCUGCAGCAAGAUUUGCUGAUUUGCCUGAACUACGUGACCUCCGAGCUAUGUUUACUGAGAAAUAUGGAAAUUCCCUCGAAUCCUUUACAAGUAAAGAGUUUGUUGCGAAAUUGAGGUCAAAUCCUCCUACAAAGGACAUGAAGCUUCAGUUACUGCAAGACAUUGCACAAGAAACUAAUAUAGAAUGGGAUAGCAAGGGUUUGGAACAAAAACUCUAUACUAAGCCCAAACAAGAGAAUCCUAAAUGUGGAUCUUCAAGCGAUGAUGAUGACAAAUGGCAGAAAAACAAGGACGAUGGAGUGCCAGACCAAUAUAAACAGAAGGCUGGGAGCAUACUGAGCAAUGGAAGAGGUUUUAUUACAAACAGAAAUGAUAGAUACGGGAUGCCUACCAGUAGUGAAGAUGAGACAACGACAGAUUUAUCCAAGAAUUCUUCAAGUUCAGUUGGAAGUGUUUCUGAGGAUGAAGUAGAAAGUAAGAGGCCGUUGUCCUACAAAUCUCUGUCUCCACCUUAUCAUAAAAAGAGAGCUGACAAAAAUGAAAGCAAUUCAGUGGAACCCGCAAAAUUUAAAAGUCAUGCGGAUGAGGAGGAAGCUCGACGUGUAAACGAACCUGUCAUUGACGAUAAGCCAAAACCAAAGUCAGUUAGGAGAAGAAACUUGAAACCACCACCAGGAUAUGGUGUUACGGAGAUAGAUUCUUCUGUAACAAAACAAGAAGAUGCUAGACAAGAAUCAGAUGGUGAUUACAGGAGGAGGAAUAGAACCACCUCUGUUUUGGAUCCUCCACUUGCUAGAGCAGCAUCUACUCCACUAGAAUUAACUUCAACCGAGGCAACAAAAAGGCAUGUUCGAGCCAGUUCCUUGCAACCAGAGAUGCUGAGCAUUGCUGGGCAUGUGCAUCCUAAACUACCAGAGUAUGAUGAGUUGGCAGCUCGGGUUGCAGCUCUCAGGGGAAGAUGAAAGAUGACAGAAUUAGAAACUAAGAAAGCAAUUCUUUCCAUUCUAUAUUUCGUCUUGUUAUAUUCUUUACCUGCUAUAUGUCGAUCAUGGAACUGCUUUAUGAUGUGUUCUCCUAUUAACCGCUACGGGGGCAACCAAAGCAAAGCAACUAAUAUUGUCUGCAACUAGCAGGCAUCACAAGGGUUUGCUUUACCAUUUCGCAAGCAACAACAUGCUGAAAAAAUCGGUGUUUGGGCAUUCUAAGCUACUAGAUUCCUAUUAAAAUCUGAAAGUAGUUUCAUUCUUCUUCCUUUUCUUUGUUAGUAUUUCCAUGUAUUCUAUUCUCAUAGAGAAAUUCCUUGAAUAGUCAUUGUGGGAUUGCUCUC
Molecule: messenger RNA, 2089 nt
Organism: Carya illinoinensis
Lineage: Eukaryota; Viridiplantae; Streptophyta; Magnoliopsida; Fagales; Juglandaceae
Exons: 6
Coding region: 438-1724 (428 amino acids)
Biological process (GO): protein transport
Source: RefSeq, a predicted model, not a curated record